AUGAGUCAUGUGGUAAGGCCCUCCGUGUGCAAGAGGUGCUGGGAGGUCAAUGGCAACAUGGCAUAUUGGUGGAUCAUCCGAACUCCAAUCCUCCUGGCUAUUUUAGUAAACUUUUUCAUAUUCAUGAGGAUUAUUCAGAUCCUCAUCUCCAAGUUAAAAGUACACCAAAUGAGAUACACAGACUAUAAAUUCAGGCUGGCCAAGUCUACCUUGACACUCAUCCCUCUGCUGGGAAUUCAUGAGGUGGUGUUUGCUGUGGGGACGGAGGAACAGACAGAGGGUAUACUACGCAGCAUCAUCCUUUUCUUUCAUCUGUUUUUCAGCUCCUUUCAGGGUUUUCUGGUGGCUAUUUUAUACUGUUUUGUGAACAAAGAGGUACAGUCAGAGAUCAAGAAAAAGUGGCAGCGGUGGAAGCUGGGAAUUAGCGUUCUGGAUGAUCGCAACACAGGCAGCCACACUGCACAGGGAUUUAAGUGCUCACAGGACCAUCCGUGUCAGCAGGACUGUUCUGAGAGGGACAGCAGCCACAAGGGCUCAGACCCUCCCCCCACCCAGCCCUCUGUCCAGCGGCAUCAGCAUACUGAAGCUAAGAAGGGCAGGGCGUACUGCUAUAUCUCUGGGCGCAAGCAGGUGCUGAAUGGAUUAGACACACCAGCUUUGGGCCACAUUGAAAUAGAAGGAACAAACCAAUACUGUGAGAGCUACUGCUAA
Molecule: messenger RNA, 711 nt
Organism: Electrophorus electricus (electric eel)
Lineage: Eukaryota; Metazoa; Chordata; Actinopteri; Gymnotiformes; Gymnotidae
Source: RefSeq, a predicted model, not a curated record